GCUGGUUUUGCUCUGACUCGGGGAGGAGGAGGAGGGUUUUUGAGUGUUGCUGGGGCCCAGGGUGGCUCUGGUGACCUGCAGAGUGUUGUGCUCCCUUGGGAGAUUUGUGGUUUCCUCCACCAGCCCCUUUGUAGCCCUGUUUCUUGCCUGUGCUGGGCUGGAGGUGGCUCUCAGCAGAGCAGGAGUGAUGCAGGAGCUGGUGGCUGGUGUGGAGAGGAUCAGGUUUGAGCUGGAGGCUGAUGUGGAGCAGCAGCGAGGAGCUCAGCCCCUGCCCUUCCUGGGUACGGACAGGCCAGGCGUGCGGUGCCCGGUGCGGCGCGUGGGCAGGGAGAAGCCGGUGGUGUGCAAGCACUGGCUGCGGGGGCUCUGCAAGAAGGGUGAUGGCUGUGACUUCCUCCACGAGUACGACGUGACCAAGAUGCCCCAGUGCUAUUUCUACUCCAAAUUCGGCGUGCGUUGCCCGGUGCGGCGCGUGGGCAGGGAGAAGCCGGUGGUGUGCAAGCACUGGCUGCGGGGGCUCUGCAAGAAGGGUGAUGGCUGUGACUUCCUCCACGAGUACGACGUGACCAAGAUGCCCCAGUGCUAUUUCUACUCCAAAUUCGGUGAGUGUGGCAACAAGGACUGUCCCUUCCUGCACAUCGAUGGCACCACCAGUGCCACGGGCUGUCCCUGGUAUGACCGUGUUUUCUGCAGGCAUGGCGUGCGGUGCCCGGUGCGGCGCGUGGGCAGGGAGAAGCCGGUGGUGUGCAAGCACUGGCUGCGGGGGCUCUGCAAGAAGGGUGAUGGCUGUGACUUCCUCCACGAGUACGACGUGACCAAGAUGCCCCAGUGCUAUUUCUACUCCAAAUUCGGUGAGUGUGGCAACAAGGACUGUCCCUUCCUGCACAUCGAUGGCACCACCAGUGCCACGGGCUGUCCCUGGUAUGACCGUGGUUUCUGCAGGCAUGGUCCCCUGUGCAAGUACCGGCACACGCGGAGGGUGAUGUGCUCCAACUACCUCGUUGGCUUCUGCCCAGAGGGACCCAAGUGCAAAUUCAUGCACCUCAAGGCCGGGUUGAUGACGAGCAGCAUGGAUCCACCCAAGGGAGCUGGCUGUCCUUGGGGGCUGGCACAGCUCGACCUGGCUGCCAGCGAGGAGAGUGGACACAAGGACACACCACCCAUGGUGUCCCCUCUACCAGUCACCGGUGCUACCCAACACCUGGGGGACACCAGUAGCUGCCCCCCAGGACCACAGGGCCUGCAAGAACUAGGCAUCACUCAAGGUGUCACAAACGUCACUACGCCAGAAAGUGGGGGACAACUCGGCUGGAAAUCCUGCUGGGGAUGUGACCCAAGGGCUCCUGUGAGCACCGGGAAGGAGAACAGCGUGAUGGACCAGCAGAAUGGCCACUAGGCCAGUGGUUGGGCUAGAAAACCCGGGUGGUUUUGCUCAGCACCGGCUUUCACAGCUUUUUGCACAAACAGCAGAGAAAUAACAGCUUCUCUAAAGCCACCGAAAUCACCCCCCCCCAGACAGGGGAAGGAGGAGCCCAGGGUGUGCUGAUCCCCUGUUAAACGGGGCAAAAACCACCAGGUUUGAGACUGUAUAGAAUCAGAAAAUUCACCAAGUCUUUUAUUGCCAGGGAAUUGUUGGUGGAACGCCUCUGACCCAGCACUGCUGCACCACU
This is a messenger RNA of Calidris pugnax (ruff), 1670 nucleotides long. It is a transcript of the gene CPSF4L, whose product is annotated as cleavage and polyadenylation specific factor 4-like. The record is from RefSeq and is a predicted model, not a curated record. The transcript is spliced from 10 exons. NCBI's taxonomy places the organism in Eukaryota, Metazoa, Chordata, Aves, Charadriiformes, Scolopacidae. Gene Ontology annotation, molecular function: metal ion binding; RNA binding. Bases 188 to 1396 code for a protein of 402 amino acids.